Xenopus tropicalis (tropical clawed frog) is the source of this 624-nucleotide messenger RNA. RefSeq names its product serine/threonine-protein kinase N2-like. Gene Ontology annotation, molecular function: protein serine/threonine kinase activity; ATP binding; protein kinase activity. The annotation marks the transcript as partial. Lineage: Eukaryota; Metazoa; Chordata; Amphibia; Anura; Pipidae. The record is from RefSeq and is a predicted model, not a curated record. The transcript is spliced from 6 exons.
CUCCAGGUAUUCCUAGCCGAGCACAAGAACACCGAAGUGCUAUAUGCCAUCAAGGCCCUGAAAAAAGAACACGUUUUGGAAAAGGGCAAUUUGGACAGUGUCUUCCAUGAGAAGGAAAUCCUCCAGACGGUAAGUUCUUCUAACCACCCGUUCCUAGUGUCAUUACAUGGAACCUUCCAGACGGAGUCUCACCUGUUCUACGUCAUGGAAUAUCUACCUGGAGGUGACAUGUUUGACUUCAUAAGAUCAGUGGAACUAGAAGAACCGGACGUCAUGUUUUACACCGCAUGCGUUGUCCUUGGCCUGGAGGCAUUACAUCAGCUUGGCAUUGUCCAUAGAGAUCUAAAGCUGGAGAAUUUGCUGUUGGACCGGGAUGGCUACCUUAAGAUCGUAGACUUCGGCCUCAGCAAAGACAGAUUUGGAUACAGCGACCGCACGAACACCGUGUGCGGAACAAGAACAUACAUGGCCCCUGAGAUCUAUCUGAAACUUGGAUACGGCAUGUCCGCUGACUGGUGGGCCCUAGGAAUUACUGUUUACAUCAUGCUCCUGUAUGAGCUGCACAUGAGAGAUGUAGUUCAGUACAGAGCCUGCACUAAGCUGAUAUUGCAACAAAUCUAUUAG